Molecule: messenger RNA, 1393 nt
Organism: Dioscorea cayenensis subsp. rotundata (Guinea yam)
Lineage: Eukaryota; Viridiplantae; Streptophyta; Magnoliopsida; Dioscoreales; Dioscoreaceae
Product: flavanone 3-dioxygenase F3H2
Exons: 3
Source: RefSeq, a predicted model, not a curated record
AAUGACCAUUUCCAUAAAACAACAAUAAUAGUAAAAGAUACACACACACACACACACACACAAGAAGAAGAAGAAGAAAUCAUAUAAUGGCACCAACAACUUUCCUUCCAACUGAGGAGACACUGAGAGAGGACUUUGUCAGAGAUGAGGAUGAGAGGCCUAAGGUGGCGUACGACCAGUUCAGCAAUGAGAUUCCGGUGAUAUCACUGGCCGGAGUUGAUGGAAAGGAGAGGGAUGAGAUAAGGAAGAAGAUAGUUGCUGCAUGUGAGGACUGGGGGAUAUUUCAGGUGGUUGAUCAUGGUGUUGAUAUGGAGCUUGUGGAAACCAUGACCAAGCUUGCCAAAGAGUUCUUUGCUCUUUCUCAGGAGGAGAAGCUCCACUUUGAUAUGUCUGGUGGCAAGAAGGGUGGUUUCAUCGUCUCCAGCCACCUUCAGGGAGAAACAGUGAGGGACUGGAGGGAAAUAGUGACAUACUUCUCAUACCCAAUAAAAGCAAGGGACUACACAAGGUGGCCAGACAAGCCAGCGGGCUGGAUACCAGUGGUGGAGGCCUACAGCGAAAAGUUAAUGGGCCUGGCCUGCACACUACUAGGCCUGCUUUCAGAGGCCAUGGGCCUUGAAAAAGAGGCCUUGGCCAAGGCCUGUUUGGACAUGGACCAAAAGGUGGUAGUGAAUUACUACCCCAAAUGUCCCCAACCUGACCUCACUCUUGGCUUGAAACGCCACACCGAUCCCGGCACCAUCACUCUCUUGUUACAGGACCAGGUCGGUGGCCUCCAGGCCACCAAAGAUGAUGGCAAGUCUUGGAUCACCGUUCAACCGGUCGCCGGAGCUUUUGUUGUCAACCUCGGCGAUCAUGGGCCAUGUUAGUAUUCGUUAUUGUACUUAAAUAUAUACUUUUUGAGCAACGGUAGGUUCAAGAAUGCCGAUCAUCAAGCAGUAGUGAACUCGAAUUGCAGCCGUCUCUCGAUCGCUACAUUUCAGAAUCCCGCUCCAGAUGCCACUGUUUACCCGCUUGCAAUCCGGGAUGGAGAAAAGCCGGUGCUCGAUGAACCCAUCACCUUCAUGGAGAUGUAUCGCCGGAAAAUGGGCAGGGAUCUGGAGCUGGCUAGGCUCAAAAAGUUGGCCAAACUGGAGAAGGACAAGCAGGACAACAAGGCCGUUGAUGGUGUAAUUCCAACCAAGGGCCUUAAUGAAAUCCUAGCUUGAUUAUUAUGCUUAAUCGCUUAUUAUAUUGCUUUAUAAUCACAUCACCUUCCACCAAAAUAAAUAUCUAUGUUAUGAGGGGUAAUAAUGCCAUUUUACUUGAAUGUACUGUUUUGUUUCAUUUACUUCAAAUCAUGUACUCAUACAAACUAAAAUCUAGUUUUCAAGUAAUGUAAUUAUUGAAUCCA